Molecule: messenger RNA, 3175 nt
Organism: Galeopterus variegatus (Sunda flying lemur)
Lineage: Eukaryota; Metazoa; Chordata; Mammalia; Dermoptera; Cynocephalidae
Gene: FAM217B
Product: family with sequence similarity 217, member B
Exons: 4
Coding region: 307-1458 (383 amino acids)
Source: RefSeq, a predicted model, not a curated record
CCCUGCGGUCGGGAAACAGGUCUGAUCAAUGUCUGUCUGCGUCUGCCUGGAUGGUGCCCCUGUCGAUCACAGAUUGUGUCUGCACACACGGAGGACAAGGAAAAUGCAUGCUGCAGUCCUGGUGGUGAGGAGUCCUUUCUAAAUAUAAGAGGAAUAAAGAAGUCACUUCCCCAGCUGUCAUCAUCUUCCAACAGAUUGAGCAAGAAUACGGAAAAGACAGUCCAUCAAACUCUAGAUGAUGAUCAGCCAUGUGAUUUUUUCAAGAAAAGGAAUAGGGUGAAUGAAUCUCACCAGAAAAGCAGCCAUAUGAAUGCUAGAUCAUCUUGGAAUAAGGUGCAACAUUCAAAGGAUUCUUCAGGAAAAAGGCAGAGUAAAUCCCAAGUACCCCAUGUUUCUUCCCAGCUGAGAAGCAGCCUUGUAGGUGUCUCCCAACCCACUGAAGAUAAACUUAAAGAAAGCAGUUCCCAGGAAAGAAAACCCAAAAGGAAUCCACUUGGUUCCAGAUGUCAGGGGGCCUCAGGAAACAAAUCAUUUUUUGACUUUCAGUCAGUGAAAAUUAUUAAAGAAAAUGCUGAUGAGGACAGUGCAAGUGACAUAUCUGAUUCUGAAAGAAUUCCCAUCCCUCCUUCUCCCCUCACACCCCCAGAUCUUAAUCUUCGAGCUGAAGAAAUUGAUCCAAUUUGCUUCGAUCUUCACCCAGGUCAGGGCCAUACAAAGCCUGAAUACUGUUAUCCUGAUUUCCUCCCACCCCCUUUUAGCUCCUGGGACCUACGGGAAAUGGCAAUGCUUCUGAACACAGAGUAUAAAACUGAAGCCAUGCCACGAGCAGGAGGACUUCUUGGGAAGUAUAUCGAUAGACUUGUUCAGCUCGAGUGGCUGCAGAUCCAGACUGUGCAGGGUGAAAAAGGAAAGGGGGCCAAAGCAAGGCCUGCCACUGCCCCUGGAACCUCAGGGACUCUGAAAAGCCCCGGGAGAAGUAAGCUAAUCUCCAGUGCUCUGUCCAAGCCUCUGCCUCACCAGGAAGGGGCUUCAAAGUCAGGCACUUCACGAAAGAAAGAUUUCUACCAUGAAGAAGUCCGUCCAUCAUAUUACACAUUUGAGACGUCCCCCAAACCCAUUGAUGUGCUGGGUAGUAACAGGUUAUGCUCUCAGAAGCAAACCCUUGAAAUGAGGACAGAAGAGAAGAAAAAGAAAUCAAGUAAGAGUACCAAGGUGCAGCGUUGGGAUUUGUCCUGCAGUGACAGCUGUCCUAAGAUGGAAACCAAUGGUAACAUUCGGAUUCCCAAACAGUCAGUGAUGAUCCUGGACUCAGCAGCCUCCUGUAAGGCCUCCAAAACACAAGCACAUGCAAAUCUUAAGAAAAAGGGAAUUGCGAAUAACUGUGGUCGUGCCACUAUAUCCAGUGAGAAAAAACUCAAAACGAAUGGUGCAAUGCACAGCACAUAUAAAUUGAAAUAGUAUCUGAUACGAUGAAUUGUAAAGACCCGCAGAUAUCUAAAUAUUAGUGCUGUUUCAGAAAUUUUACAGUACUGUGAAUUUUAAGAAAUGUUAUGAUUACUGACAUUUAAGUAGUUGACUGCUCCUUUAAUCCCCGUCACCCCCACCCCCGUUGGAUUAUUUUCAAAGAGAGGUGUCUUUCAAUAAGCCUUUCUUUGUAUUGACAGUCUGAAGCAAAUGAGAGCCCUUUAGAUAAAAAGUAAGCAAGGUAUGUGCCAUAUAAAGAAAUCAAUGACAUCUCUACAAGGGAAGAGUGAACAAAACUUCUGAAAUAGUAGCCAGCCUUUCUAAAACAGGUAACGAUGUUUAGCUCUCACUGAUACUUGCACAAGUAUGCAAAAUAGUGAAUGCUGUGUUAAAUGGUGUAGAAAUCUAAACAUUUGAAACAAGGCCCUUCUUGCCACUGCCUCUCUUGCUUAUACAUAAACUACACAAGCAAAAUUUCUGUUCGUUUUACCCCUUGGAGAAGCUUCACUUCUUCCUCAAGUUAGGGAGUACUUGAGUUUCUAUUUUGAACUGUCACAUCACCAAGCUGCUUGCUUUUUAAAGACAAUGGAAUCUAGUACUUUAGUACAUUUUUUUCUGACAUGAGUUUUAAAAAGAGGGCAUUUUAAAUUUAGAGAUGGUGGUGAUGAAGUCUGUUUUUGAGUUUUCUAAACUGAGGUUAAAAUAAUUUGCAGACUUUCCCAUUUGGAAAGUCAGUGAGUUUAAGUGUGAUGAUUGCUGCUUGGUGGACAUGGGAAUGAAAUAUUUGACACUCUAGAAUUUCUGGCAUGUAAUGUUCUUCUCCAAGGAGGUGCCACAGGAAAAUCACCUUUUAUAAUUUGUAAAUGAAGGGCCUGUAAUAGGAUAAAAACACAUGGAAUCACUUUGCAUGUGAAAUUAAGUUAAUGAAUUGGGACUCAGAUCCUGUUAUCCUUAGUUAAAAAUAAUGGUCCAUUUUAGUUUGCAACAGCAGGAUUUUAUGAUCUUGCUUGGAGUGUGGGGUGGCAAGGGUGGGAGAGAACACCUUUCAAGAUGUGGGGGUGGGGGGGCGGGGAGUGGAAUAGGAAUAAAGUUGCUGAUUGUGUUCUGAACAUCCUUAUCUGGCAUGAUGGCUUCCUGGCUCUCUUAAAGACUUCUUACUUAACUGCCAGUAAAUAACAUCUCCUUGCUCCUAAAGUUGUGCUGUGAACUUUCUGUGGAUAUAUGCGAAUAUCUUUACAAACUUUGAGUGACUACUUGUUGAUAUUUAUUGUGUUUUAAUGCCUGUAGUUGAUUUUAUCCCUUUAAACAAUUAUUGUAUUUGUUUUUGGCAUGCUUUUAUUUUUUUCACCUUUGGAGCAAAAUGAAAAACAUGGCAUUUUUCAUUAGAAAAUAUAUAAUAGCUUGCAUACUUUUCACAUAGCAGUAUAUGUCUUCAGAAACAGCAUGAGGAUAAGAUGCAUUAUAAUUAAAAUAAUGUGCAAAGGCUGAAUGUUAUUUAAUCACUCUAAACAAUGUGGAAAUUUUUUAUGGUAGCCUUGUUUCUUUCAGGGCUUUAUUUUCGGAUUUUUACAUCUUCCCUCUUAUAUUCUUUCUCUCUCACACCACCACACUGGAGAAAGCAUGCUCUUACAAUAAGAUCUUACUUCCACCUUUUUACAUGAACGAAAUCUUUACGUACAGCAGGCGUUACUUCCCUAGUCCUCAAAUACAA